GGUAAUCGACCGCACCAUUGACAAGAAUUAAACUAAAACGUUUGAAAAAGUAAACAAAUUCAAUCAAAACAAAAUAAAUGGAAAAGAAAGAUAAUCCAACUUUAAACACGCCGGAAGUUUCAGCAACUGGCAUAGAAGAUGAAGCAGAUAAACGUGAUCAUAUAUCGAAAAAAAUGUGGCGAUUCAGCAAACAAAAUUAUGAGAAACUUUGCGAGCAAAUUGAAUUUUAUUUUUCACCGUCAAAUUUAGCAAAAGAUCGGUUCAUGUCAAAACUAAUUCAAGAUGAUCAAUAUAUCCCAUUAUCUGUCUUCAUGAGCUUCAACCGUAUCAAAAAUAUUCUUAACGGAGGAUCUGAGAAUAUUAUCAGAAAGGCUCUUAUUCGUUCAACUAUUUUAGAACUUUCCGAAGAUCAAACAAAAGUUCGUCGUAAGGAACCAGCCCCAGUCAAAUCUCAAGAAGAAACAGAUGAAUGCAGUCUUUAUGUGGAACAAAUUCCAAUCAACACAACACAUGAAUCAUUAAAAGUUAUUUUCUCGAGAUUCGGUAAAGUUAAUUAUGUCAGCUUACCUCGUUACAAGAAGUCUCGUCAUAUCAAGCAAUUUGGAUUUAUUGAAUUCGAUGAAAAAGAAAGUGUUGAGAAAGCUAUAAAUUGCUUUAAAAUGGUUGAUGGCGUUUUACAAUAUUCGAGCUUGAAAGCUGAAAAUCUUUUGAGUAUUGUAACACAUGACAAAGAAGCUCCACCUGAAGUUGAUGAAAGCUCUGAUAAAAAUAAAAGCGAUGAACCUCCAGAAAAGAAAUUAAAAUUAGAAACAGAAGAAAUUGUUGAAGUUAAAGUUGCUGAUGUAGAAGAAAAAAAGGAUUCGAAAGAUGUGAAUGAAAUAACAAAAACAGCUGAAGAAAUCAAAGACUCGUGUGAUGAUGAUGAGUCAGCAGCUGAAACUAGCGAAAAACCCACAGAUGACGAAACCAAAAAAGGGAAAAAGAAAAAUCGAAAACAUAAGAAAAAAUCUGGUCAGAAAUCAUUUUUCGAUGAACGAGCAAUGGCAUUAAAAGUUAUGCCAAAGAAGGAAUGGAAAAAGAUGCGAAAUGCUUACUUGAACCUUGAACGACAAAAGGCAAAAGAGAUUAAAAAGAUUCUUCGAGAGUCCUACAAUAAAAGAAACAACAAUAAAAUUCAGAAAAAUCAAAAAUUUUCACCAGCAAAUACAGCAUCGCCAAGAAUCAAUUUCUACGGUUCUCCGAAUGAUCGAGAGGAUCCCAUAGCUGCUGCUUUUGAACCAAAUAGCGAAGAAAAUCCUUCAACUGGUCUCACAUUCAUUCCUGGUGUUAUUGUCAACAUAAAGUUCCGCGAACCUUGCGUUGAUUUUAAAGAAUUGAAGAGGGAAUUCAAACAAUAUUCCUAUGUGACUUACGUGGAUGUUCUUGAAUGUGGAGCGCAAUGUUUCAUCAGAGUCGAAUCGCCAAAUUCAGCACACGAUCUUAUUAGUCAAUAUUCAAGUUGUGAAUAUGAAGCCGAAAUUCUCAAAGAUGAAGCUGAGAAAGAGUAUUGGAAGAAGAUAUUUGAAAAACGCGAUCAGAAGAAAAAUAAAGAUAACACGAAGAAACAUGAACCAGUGAAAAGAAGAAGAGGACGUGAAAAGUUGAUGGAUAAAGUCAACAAAGUAGCUCAACACAUUCGAUUCGAAGAAAAUGAAGAAGGUGCUGAAUAAGCCCGAGAUUUUAAUUUAAUUUUUAUUGCAAGCAAAGUGUUUAACAAUGAAUUUAAUUUAUAUCGAAAGAGGAUGAAUAAAUUUUCAAUUAAAA
This is a messenger RNA of Clunio marinus, 1803 nucleotides long. NCBI's taxonomy places the organism in Eukaryota, Metazoa, Arthropoda, Insecta, Diptera, Chironomidae. The record is from the annotation of a GenBank genome assembly.